This is a messenger RNA of Aedes aegypti (yellow fever mosquito), 1163 nucleotides long. RefSeq lists its product as uncharacterized. The transcript is spliced from 2 exons. The record is from RefSeq and is a predicted model, not a curated record. Bases 169 to 1125 code for a protein of 318 amino acids. NCBI's taxonomy places the organism in Eukaryota, Metazoa, Arthropoda, Insecta, Diptera, Culicidae.
UCAGCUGUGGCACUGGAAAAAUCUCAGACAACUGCAACAGAUCUACAAACAGUGAUUAACCCAUCUACAUAUAACGAAUUAAGAGGAAAUUUGACACAACUAUCCACCGAAGUGAAAUUACUUGCCACAGCUCAGAAUGUGCUAGUAUCUACAUUGAACGAAGUCAAUAUGGCCGAUCCACCCUACACUGCAAGAAAUGUAUCAAUGGUCAUAACCUCAUCGUUGAUAACGGACUAUACUUCACCAUUGCGAAAUAUCAGCAGUAUUCUGUCAAUGCUUGGAACAUUGAUGUCUACUAUAGCAAAAGAAAAGCAAGCAACCAUUAUGCAACGACUAAAUCUCAACGAAACUGUCGACACUUCGCUCAAGAACUUAAUUCAGGUUGUAACCAAUUUGAACCGAACGAACUAUGGUGUCUACAGUAGCGUAAUCCGUGCAUCCGAUAACAGUUUGAAAUCCAUAAAUCAGACGUACGCAGCAGUCCUCUCCAAGGCAUCCAACUUCAACAACGGAAACAUGACCAACCUGAUAAACUUUUUGGCCAACACUAGCACAGUAGCCUCUGGUGCUUUGGACGAAAUUCAAAACAAUACGGCCUCGUUCACAUUGAACCUCGCGUAUGCUCUAGGAAAUCAAACCACCAACAUAUCGCAAUCCAUCUACAACGGAAUUAGGAAUGUCAGCGAUACGGCCUCUACCAGUGAUAGCAUUUACGCAAGGAUCUGUGAACGCAAAUAUGCGGCGAUGUUUCAACAGUCGGGAUUAUCUCCUUCGAGGCUGAAUUUUUGCCUGCAAUCGGAAGGGGCGAGUUUGUCCAGCUUUGCGCAACUCGUGAUUCCAGCUAUGUUUGCCGACAUUUUUCGAUGGGUUGGUCCACAAGUGUUGCGAAUCAACAUGUGCAGUGUGGCGAAUGGUACCUGUAGCGUUGGGGCAUUCAAUGCUUUCUCGGAUUUCUCUUCUCGAAUGUCGACGAAAUACGACUUGAUGAGGAGAGCAGUACUUGCUGAACAAGAUUUGGCUCUGUAUCGAGCCACCAGUUGUAUUGAUGCUGUUUCCAAUGAUAUUCAGGACCUGGCCAUCAUUAUUCAAGAUAAGUUUGUCAACUGCAUGACGACCGGUAAUUGAAAUGUGAAAUCUUAUUGAUGUUAUGGGCAUUUUGUUUG